AUAUCAACAGUUUAAUUUUAAACUUUAAACAAACAAUUCCCCUAAAUCACCAAAAUGUUCAAAUUUGUCGCUGUUUUUGCCUUAGUUGUUGUAGCCUCUGCUGCUCCUGGUUUCGUAUCGGAAAGCCAUCACUCCUUUGUACAACCUGCUGUUUUAACUAAAACUGCUGUUGUUGAUACCAGUGCAUCCUCGGCCAUAACCCAUCAAAGUUUCACCAAUUUGGAGAAAAAAGUACCAGUUGUCCAUAGCUAUGCUGCUGCUCCUGUUGUAAAAACGGUUUCCUAUGAAUCAGCUCCCGUAGUAAAAUCAGUUUCUUACUCUGCUCCGGUAGUAAAAACUGUUGCUCCCGUUGUUCACAGUUAUGAAUCAGCACCUGUAGUAAAAUCAGUUUCUUACUCUGCUCCUGUAGUAAAAACUAUUGCUCCUGUUGUCCAUACAUAUGAAUCUGCUCCCGUAGUUAAAUCUGUUUCUUAUGCUGCUGCUCCCGUUGUAAAAUCUGUUCACACUUAUGAAUCUGCUCCUGUAGUUAAAACUGUUUCCUAUAGCGCUCCUGUUGUGAAAACUUUUGUUUCCUCCCCCGUUACAUACACCAAAUUGCAUCAUUAAAAGUUGUUUUUAAUAAACCCUGUUAGCAAAUGUGAUAUAUUUAGUUAACGAUUUGAAAUAAAGAGAUUUUUUUUUA
Lucilia sericata (common green bottle fly) is the source of this 682-nucleotide messenger RNA. RefSeq names its product cuticle protein-like. The transcript is spliced from 2 exons. The coding region runs from base 55 to 606 and encodes 183 amino acids. The record is from RefSeq and is a predicted model, not a curated record. Lineage: Eukaryota; Metazoa; Arthropoda; Insecta; Diptera; Calliphoridae.